This is a messenger RNA of Raphanus sativus (radish), 2755 nucleotides long. RefSeq lists its product as uncharacterized. Gene Ontology annotation, cellular component: nuclear pore. NCBI's taxonomy places the organism in Eukaryota, Viridiplantae, Streptophyta, Magnoliopsida, Brassicales, Brassicaceae. The record is from RefSeq and is a predicted model, not a curated record.
CAACAAUCACUUUUUCAUCCACAUCCAAAACAGAAGAAAUGUUGUUGGGCCUUCGAACAAAGAGCCGUAGAGACAAAGGAGUUUUCGUUGAGUAUCUAAUCUCAAUCAAGGAGCUAAAGCCAUGGCCAACGAGCCAAGUCCCCGCACAAUGCGUCCUUCUCAAAUGGGAGAACGGCGAAAACAGCUCAGGCUCAUUCAUCGCGGUCGUGGGCAAAGACACGAUCAUGUUCAACGAGUCCUUUAGGCUAGCCUUAACGCUAGAACCCAAAGGUGUGGAGGACAAGAAGUUUCAUAAGAAUCUUCUUGAACUUCAUGUCUACGACGCCAAGAAGAGAGACAAGGGGGUCAAGAACAAGCUUCUUGGCUCGGCCGUGGUCAACCUCGCUGACUACGGCGUGUUGACCAAUUCUGUUCCCGUGGGGGCUCCGUUUACUUUCAAGAAAAGCUCUAGGAACGAUGCGAACUCUGAGGUUUACCUAACCAUCGAGCCGGCCGGAGAGGAUGAAGGUUACAGGAGUAGCAGUUCGUCGCAGCCGAAAAUGAGAGGAUCUGUUGAUAAAGAAGGUAGUGAGUUUAGUUUGGCGUCGUUGACGGAUGACGACGAUGAUGCUUCGUCGCAGAGUUCGUCUUCACGCAGGGUUUCUUUCUCAGCUAUGUGUGAAGCAUAUCCCAUGAACGCAGAGGCUGAGAUGAAGGGAGAUGAGAAGAAAGGUUGGAAACAUGUAACGCUUAAGCACAGUAACAACGAGGCAGCACUCGUCUCCGAGAUCGAGAAUCUACUAAGAGAAGAAGAGAGAAAGAGACAGAGCAAUGAGUUAGUGGCUGUGAGCGCAGAGAGUGACCAAAAACAAAAGAACGAUACAAUUGCCUCAAAGCUCAAGAAACAGUUCUCUGAGAUCAGAUCAGUUCCUUCUCCGCUACCUCCAGACGCAGCGAGGAAACAGAUGAGACUUCGGACGAACACUCUUGCCAUAGGAAGAAAGACUCUAGGCAUGGAAGGUGUACCAAGACUGAAACAGCUCAAGUCUAUUCAGGUGCUUUUUGACGGAACCGGUACCAAUACAAUCAAUGAUGAUAUCCGGAAAAAGGCGAGUGGAGUGAGCAACACGUUAGGUUUAACAACAACUCCGCAAGAGCCUAGAACAGAGACGCUUGAAGAUGAGCUGAAAGAAGCAGCAGCUCUUGAAGCAGCGGUUUACUCUGUGGUCGCCGAGCAUAGUAGCUCCAUGAGCAAGGUUCACGCACCAGCUCGUCGUCUUGCUAGGUUUUAUCUUCAUGCUUGUAAAGGAAAUGGCUCUGAUCAUUCUAAGCGAGCAUGUGCAGCUAGAGCCGCGGUUUCUGGAUUGAUAUUAGUUUCUAAAGCAUGUGGAAAUGAUAUUCCAAGGUUAACGUUUUGGCUAUCAAAUUCGAUUGUGCUUAGAGCAACUUUAAGCCGAGGUAUAGAGAAACUGAAUCUGGUCUCUAUCAAACCCGGUUCAGACGAAUGGGAAGAUCCUCGAGCUUUUCUUGCGGCUUUGGAGAAGUUCGAGUCUUGGAUAUUCUCUCGUGUUGUUAAAUCAGUAUGGUGGCAGAGUAUGACGCCGUAUAUGCAAUCUGCACCGGUUAAAGGAUUGAUGACAAGGAAAGUUUCGGGGAAAAGACGGUUAGGUCAUAAGAACCAGGGACUCUAUGCUAUAGAGCUAUGGAAGAGUGCUUUCAAAGCUGCUUGUGAAAGACUUUGCCCACUAAGAGGUUCAAGACAAGAGUGUGGUUGUCUACCUAUGCUUGCUAAAUUGGUUAUGGAACAGUUGAUCAGUAGACUUGAUGUAGCAAUGUUCAACGCGAUACUUCGUGAGUCAGCAAGUGAAAUGCCGACAGAUCCUGUCUCUGAUCCGAUCAGUGACAUAAAUGUUCUUCCAAUUCCAGCAGGAAAAGCAAGUUUCGGGGCAGGCGCAGAACUAAAAAAUGCGAUUGGAACUUGGUCUAGAUGGCUUGAGGAUCAAUUCGAGCAAAAGAAAGACAUAUCUGAUGAUAGCAAUAAUAAGGAGAAGCCAGAAUGUGAAAAUUUCAGAUUGUUCCAUCUACUUAACUCUUUAGGCGAUCUAAUGAUGCUUCCAUUCAAAAUGCUUGCAGACAAAUCCACAAGAAAAGAGGUUUGUCCAACACUUGGUCCACCAAUAAUAAAAAGAGUUCUACGAAACUUUGUCCCAGACGAAUUUAACCCGCACAGAAUCCCUAGAAGACUAUUCGAUGUUUUGAACUCCGAGGGUUUGACCGAAGAAGAUAAUGGAUGCAUCAUAGUCUUCCCUUGUGCAGCAUCACCAACAGUAUACUUAAUGCCGUCUACAGAUUCCAUAAAACGCUUCAUAGGAGAGCUGAACAAUCCAUCUUUAUCCGAAACCGGGUUAUCGGUAUAUAAGAAACAGUACACGAGCGACGAUGAGCUGGAUGACUUAGAUACAUCGAUCAACUCUAUAAUCUCUGCUCCUGGAACAACCAGUUCAUCAGAGUGGAUGCCGAAAGGACACGGACGUCGAAAGACCGUAAGAUAUCAGCUCCUUAGAGAAAUAUGGAAAGAAGAUGGAUUACAAUAACAAUUCUUAUGUUUCUUGGUGACAUGUAUGAAAGUAUAUUGCUAUUUUGCGAAUUUUUUUUCUUAAUAUCCUAAGCGAUUAGCGUAAAGAAUCUAACAUAAUCUAUCUUAUUAAAACAGAAACAUUCUGUUGGACCUAACAUUUAUUUCGUAAGUUUUUAAAUUAAAUACACAUUUCUACUU